AUGGCCAUCCUUGAUGUAAGUGCCGCAAUUAGGAAAUCCGUUGCAUUCCAAUUCCUGUGGAAUGCAGUGAUGCGAAUAUGGGCAUAGAAAUUCAGGACAUUGAUCAUGUGCUCCAAGUGGCAGCAACUUUGUCCAUACGAUUUUAAAUCCAUUACCUCCAUGUGCGUUUUCAUUUGUGACCAUGCAUGAGGUCUGGGGAAAAGUUUAAGCCUUGGGAGAAAUUGGAAUUUCAAUUGGAACCCGGUAGAUGCGGCUCUAUCAUUCGAGCGGAAUGCAAGAAGGAGGUGUUUCGCUGAAGGACUGGGUAUCAGGGGGCCUGGAAUGUAAUCCCCACAGAUUGAAUGCGUCUUCCGAUAUUCCUCAAUUUGAAUAAGAGGAAAGUCAUUAAAAGCGUGCUCAGUCCACUUUUGUUGAUUGCUAUUGGCGAACUUUUGCAGCAGUCUCCCCUCGUGGGUAAUUUCAUUGAGCAAUUCAAUCACUUCAAGAUAAUCCUCUUUGCAGCUGGCAAAAUCCUUGUGGAAGUGGCUAUUUCCUGUUAAAGUCUCCUCCUUUGUUUGA
Rodentolepis nana is the source of this 558-nucleotide messenger RNA. NCBI's taxonomy places the organism in Eukaryota, Metazoa, Platyhelminthes, Cestoda, Cyclophyllidea, Hymenolepididae. The record is from the annotation of a GenBank genome assembly.